GCAACACUCCAUUCAUUCGUUUGGUACCAUUCUAACGUUUCGGUUCGGUUCUCUCGGUGGCGGCUAACCUCCUUCGACGGUUGUUGUUCUUUAUCAACCACUCAGUGGCUACAAGUAACUAUCCAUACGUGUUUCGUGUCAGUUUGUUUGUUGAACAUCAACAAUGGCCGACUACAACUUUAAAAGUUUGGAUGAUACUCUGGAAAAGUACAUACCCCAGGAUGAGUUGCGUGAAGUCAAACGACUUCUAUAUGGUCGGGCGGACGACAAUGCUAUCAAGUUCUCCGAAGAGACAAUUUUCUUGGCCAAAGAAGUCGGAGUGGAACUGAAAGGGUACACAUUCACCGCCCGCAAGGAAGAUCUGCGGCGUCCAAGAGUUGUCCGGGUCGGGCUGAUUCAGAACUCCGUCGAUAUCCCGACGACCGCUCCGAUUCACGUGCAGCGCGAUGCACUGCACGAAAAGGUUUCUAGUAUUCUAAAGGUCGCUGCUGAUGCCGGCGUGAACAUCAUUUGCUUUCAGGAAGCUUGGACAAUGCCGUUUGCGUUUUGCACUCGUGAAAAGUUCCCCUGGUGUGAAUUUGCAGAAGACGCUGAGAAUGGUCCAACGACGAAGUUGGUUAAAGAGCUUGCCAAACAGUACAACAUGGUUAUCAUUUCGCCGAUUCUCGAACGGGACUCGAACCACAACGACACCAUCUGGAAUACGGCCGUUGUGAUUUCGAACAAUGGCAACUACAUGGGCAAGCAUAGGAAAAAUCACAUCCCCCGGGUUGGGGACUUCAACGAGUCAACGUACUAUUUCGAGGGCAACACCGGUCAUCCAGUUUUCGAGACCCAGUUCGGUCGCAUUGCCAUCAACAUUUGCUACGGUCGGCAUCACCCGCAGAACUGGAUGAUGUUCGGAUUGAACGGAGCGGAGAUUGUUUUCAAUCCAUCGGCGACGAUUGGUGUCCUCAGUGAACCCCUGUGGAGCAUCGAAGCACGGAAUGCUGCCAUUGCCAAUAGUUACUUUACGGUGGCAAUCAACCGUGUCGGAACGGAAGUGUUUCCGAACGAGUUCACCUCCGGAAAUGGACUACCGUCGCACAAAGAUUUUGGUCCAUUCUAUGGGUCAUCCUAUAUUGCGGCACCGGAUGGCACCCGAACACCGGCAUUAUCCCGUGAUAAAGACGGUCUGUUGAUUGCGGAAAUGGAUCUAAACCUGUGCCGACAGGUAAAGGAUUUCUGGGGUUUUCAAAUGACCCAACGGUUGCCGCUCUACGCGGACAGCCUGGCGGAGGCCAUCAAACCGGACUACAAGCCGCAAAUCAUCAAGGAUAAUCAGUAGAAGCAAUAACAAUCCGACCGGAAAUGAUUGUAAAGAAUGUUUAUUCAAUGAACUAUAUAAUCCAGCUGUUUCUUGUUGUAAAA
Malaya genurostris is the source of this 1410-nucleotide messenger RNA. Its product is annotated as beta-ureidopropionase. The transcript has 5 exons. The record is from RefSeq and is a predicted model, not a curated record. Lineage: Eukaryota; Metazoa; Arthropoda; Insecta; Diptera; Culicidae. Gene Ontology annotation, molecular function: beta-ureidopropionase activity. Bases 164 to 1327 code for a protein of 387 amino acids.